This is a messenger RNA of Colletotrichum karsti, 1863 nucleotides long. Its product is annotated as FAD binding domain-containing protein. The record is from RefSeq and is a predicted model, not a curated record. Lineage: Eukaryota; Fungi; Ascomycota; Sordariomycetes; Glomerellales; Glomerellaceae. Gene Ontology annotation, molecular function: FAD binding. The transcript is spliced from 4 exons. The coding region runs from base 1 to 1863 and encodes 620 amino acids.
AUGGAGGAAACACAGGUUGUCAUUGUGGGGGGAGGACCCGCUGGCCUCGCCCUGGGGAUGUCACUGGCGCAACACCAGAUUCAUUCAGUCAUCCUGGAGAAGGCGGCAGAGGUGACCACGGAUCCGCGAGGUGUUUGGCUCACAGGGGACGCUGUAAGAAUCCUACACACUUUGGGAAUAGGUCAUGAAAUGGACAAAGUUGGUCACGCGGCGCCACACAUCAACUUUCACCAUUCAACUUUCAACACGACCCCUUUCUACCGGAUGGAUAUAUCCACCUCCAACAGCCUUGAACAGUCUUUACCCGAAGGCUUUCUUCAGAACCAGCCCAAACUAGAGCAUGCGCUGCGGUGCGGCAUCGAGAAUACUAGCUAUUGCUCGCUGCGCACGAAUUGCACGGUAAUAGGAAGGCCCAGUGAGGUGCCACCGGCUAUCGAGUACUUGGAUUCUCAAAAGUCUCUGCGCAUGAUACGAGGGCAGUGGCUCGUUGGCGCCGACGGCAAGACGGGCAUCGUCCGCAAGCACUUCCUGGAGCCUGCGGCUGGGAUUAAGCAAGAAGCCGGUGUCUACCCCUAUGAAGGAGUGUGGGUGGCCGCCAACCUCAAAAUAACCGUCCCGACGCCCGAAACACACCCAAAGUUUCCCCUCUGGAAGUAUGGUUACAGUCCCGAGGAGAUCUACGACCUGUUCUGGCCCGUUGGCUGGCACUUUUGCAGUCCGCCUGGCAGGCCGACCGCGACGGGCAGAUUUGGGCCCCACACCGACCGGACAUGGCGUCACGAGUUCCGCGUCGAUGAGGUCGGAGGCCCGAUAUAUCCGGAAGAGCUCUUCUGGGAACACAUAUCUCAAAGCAUCACCCUUAAGAAGGACCCCGUCCGUGGUCAUCAAUUCGACGAGGCCGUCGAGUAUCCCCGCGACUGUAUCGAGAUCUUGCGAUGUCGACCCUUCAAGUUCGUGCACAAGUGCGUGAACCGGUGGUACGACAAGCGCACUCUCCUGAUCGGCGACGCCGCACACGUGUUCCCGCCGUUCGCCGGACAGGGCAUUGCAAGCGGCGUCCGCGAUGCCCACCAACUUGCAUGGCGGCUCGCCCUGCUCCUCCGCACCAACACAGACCCGGACACAAAUACUGACGUCUUGGAAUCGUGGGCGGCCGAACGCCGUCGCAGUGUGGAUGACGCCGCCAGGAUGUCCAUGGUCUCCGGGACCGUGUGCAACAACCAACCGACCCUCUUUAUUCUGGCACUGGCUAAGCUGCAUGAAUUCAUCAAAUCGGUCCCCAUGCUUCGUGGAUAUGAUCUGGUGGCCCGGCAGGAGCGUCGUGGUUUCCGCGGCGUUCCUGGCGGUUUCUUUGUCGAGGCCUACAACGGCGGUGCCCGACUGGCUCAGAUACAUGUUCUCUCUUCACUCAGCCAGUCGCCAAUUUUGUCCGACGACCUACUCCGCCAGAGCGGUACCAUCUUCACGGUUCUGCUCAUCGGCAACGGUAAUUCAGAAGACACGAAUGAGUUAUAUAUGGAUGCCAAAGAUGCUAUAUCGGCAGCAUCUUUGAACCCCAACGUCUUGACAGAGGAAUCUAUCGUCAUCUACGACCCACUGAGCGGAGAGUCGCAAACCAACUGUGAGCUCUCAGAAGAAGAACAGAACAAAGCGGAAUCGCAUCGGGAGAUCUUCUCACCUGUACCGACUUCUGGACUUGAGUUACCCCGGGCUUCUGGGUACAACAGCACAUCGUAUCUUGCUCGCCUGGGCCCUUCUACCAAGUUCGUGAUCGCGCGUCCAGAUAUGUUCGUGUUUGCAUGCGCAGGGAGUAAGAAAGAGUUGACUUACUGCUUGGAUCAACUUCGGGAACGUCUUGGUUGA